ACAGCUGGCCGGCGACCCGAAAGUCGCGAGUGCAGCGCUCGACCUGGUCCCUGACGUCUUCUCGGUGCGGGUGAGGCUGGAGGAGACCGGGGAGAUGUUCCGGGUGGCGAACUGCCGCGGCAACAUGACCGUUCGAGAGCUCAAAGAGGACCUGGACCUGAUGGUCGGCAUCCCCUUCGACCUCCAGCGGCUCCAGUACUUGGACCAAGGUUCUGCGGCUCGACCCAUUCCCACCUUAGAAGCCUCCCUCGGACCACUUCGGCCCUGAGUCCCAAAGUCCUACCUAUCGGAGGACCCCAGAUGUCAAAGCAAACCCCAGGUGGAGGCGCCAUCUGGGGUGUGGCUACAUAGGGACUUCCGGAGCCCCAACUCGCUGGGUUAGCAUUAGACCCCGAAUCUCAAAACAAGCCUGGUCCAGGGCAGGACACCGGUCCACAGACAGAUUCUUUCUGUGCUAGGCGACAUCUACCAACCUUGCACAAAUCUUGUUCAUACUAGAACCCAGAUCUCAAAGCUACAGUAGGACACCCCACCUGGUCUUCAGUUCCCCAUCCCUUCAUAAAGGACUCAAAUCCCUGAAACAGCCAGGUUUACAUAAGAUGUAAACUUGAAGCAAAAUCUGUUCUCAGUAGGACCCUGACACCCAGCGCAAACCUGCCCCAGAGCCCCAGCAGCCACACUUCACAGCCCUCUGUGCACAUUCAUGACGGUUUCUGUGUAUAAAUUCCUCCAGGCGGUCAGGCUCCAACUGGCCAUGCUGCACUUGUGAACAUCAGAAACCCAGUUUCUUUGGCCAUCUGUGCCCAUACAAGGAUGCCACAACUCCCUAAAACCUGGACCCCAAAACCUGGAAUAAGCCUGCCCAAGACAAGCCCAUAUCCACAGGCUAACCACUUGACCAUCAGAACCCAGAGAUCUCCACAUGCAAGUCCAUAUGUGGAGGCCAAAGCCCGAAGCACAUCCCGUCACCUCAAGGCCCCUUGAUCUCCACACACUCUGCCAUGUCUGACCCUCAAGCUCCAAGCUGUCCCUGAGCACAGCAGAACCCUGAACCCCAGGGCAGACUCCUCUCACAUCGCAACCCUAAGUCCAGAGCAGGUGUGUAUUCGGAGCCCCGACCUCCCUCUCACCAUCUGUGCUUCAGACCCCAGUCUGUCAGCCAAAGCCCAGGAUGAACCCUGCCCACAUCUGGACCUACAAAUCCAAAGCCGAACCUGUCCACAUCUGAAAGCUAGUCCCGAGUUCACCAUGACCGUACCAGAACCUCAAAACUCAAGUCAAACCUGCCCAUAUCUGAGCUCCUGAUCUCCGCAGAAACCAGUCUACAUGUGCACUCCAAGACAAAGCCAAUCAUGUCCGUGAAGAAAGUCAGGGUUCAAAACAAAGAUUUUGCCCACGUCAGGACCCUGGAACUCAGAGCAAACUUUGUAUUUGGAACUCAAAUCUUUUUAGCCAGAAUCUACCCAUACCAGAAUCUGAAAUUCUAGACCAAACCCUGCCCAUAUUAGGACCCCCAAAUCCUGGAGCAGAUUCUGUGACCAUGAAGACCCCACAUCUCGGCAGACUUGCCUGAUCCCUGACCCCCAUGGCUGUGCUACCCAGGGCUAUAUAAGAACUCUGAGUCCAAAACCAAGUUCUGGCCAUACAAGGACUCCAAAUCAAACCAGGACCUCCAAACAAGCAGCAAACCUUGCUGUCAUCAGAACCCAAGUCCAGAGUGACUUCUGUCCUCAUGAAGACCCUGGCCCACAUUUGAAUCUUCAGCGUUGGCCCAAACCCAGUUUAUAUCAGAACCCAGAAUUCUAAGCUGUGCCCUUGCUCAGGAUCUCGGAGCUGCCCCAGCUGGAGUUGGAACCCAGGAGCUGUAGCUGCAUCACUAAGCCAGGACCCCUAGUCCCCUAUCCAGAUAGAUCUCACAUGGGUGGUACCUGGGGAGGCCAAGGGCCCUAGCACCCUCUUCUCCCUCAUUCUCCUUCCCUCACCCUGAAGAUGUAGCUUCCCUGUCCCAGUUGGCUGUGACAUUUACGUUAUGAGAACAGGAUCAAAGCCCCGGGCUCCACCAUCUGGUUGAAAUCAGUGCAAAAGAAAAUAAAGAGAUACAAAAAUCUCUGCACUGCUGCACGGAGCAGCCAGUCUUGCAGAGGGACUGCGGUUGGAUUGCGGGGCCAUGCAGCAGCCCAUCUGCACCAGCUCUGGGGCACUGUCCUUCCUGGGCUCCAUUUCCUAUCCAUAGAGCAGAGCCCCAUCACCUCGAGAAGCCUCCUGGUCACUCCCUCUGUGGACAAAAAUGACUCAGGAAACUCCAGAGUGCAGCUGGCCGUGCUACCACCAAGAUAAACGAGGUACAACUGCCCUUUCUCCUCAAAAUGUCCCUGGGAGAAUUCUCUUCUGAAGUCCCCCCAGAGUCUGGAUGCGUGGCGUGCGUGGAGCUCAGCCUGCUCUUUCAAGAACGAGAUGCCAUGCUGGGUAAUGGCAGGCGCCUCUGGCCCUCACAUCCGGGAGUGGAAAAUGUCAACCUUGGCUUCUUACAUACCCGCGAGUCUGCUUUGGGACCGUCUUGGCCUCCACGUUGCCAUUGGCAACGUCUGGAGCCAUGUUGACUGUAAGAACUGGAUGGAGAUUUAAUGGACAACACCACCCUGAAGUUUCAUGACGUCCUGCCUGGGAGUACUCUUUCCCUGCGUAUUUGGCACUACGAUGGUUGGACAGAUCUGGUUGUGGCAGCAGUGGAAGGAGACCCCAGUAAGCUGUCCUGUCUCGGGAUCACUGAGGAUUCUUUCUACCGAACUGAGACUUCCAGACAUCUUGAGGGUGACAAGUGGAGGCAGUGGACAUCUCAGAGGGCCUUUGUGGCCCUGUACAUCACCUCCCACAGAGGCCAUUCUGACGCUGUGCGGUACCUUCUAGAACAUGGAGCCAGCUGCGCCCGCAGGUCCCCGGUGGGCAGGACGGCCCUGCACGUGGCCGCAGCCAUGGGCUGCCUGGACUGCACCACACUCCUGGUGGAGCAUGGGGCCUCCAUCCACGACAGGGACGCCCACGGGGAGACCCCCAUCGCUGUGGCCCGCCGCCUGCAGCACAGGCAGACUGAGCAGCGCCUGUUCCUCCUGUACUGGAUCACCAAGGUGGGGGCCAAGGGCCCCAGUGAACUGACCGCGAGGAGGCUUUUCCCACGGGCAGUUCUGGGUCGGGGACCGCGGGGACCUGGAAACAGCUACCCCUGAAAGUCUGCCCGCCUCGGCCCCACAGGGGCCCUGCUGCUCUCAGAGCAGAAAAACACAGCUCCUCUGACUCAGACACAUGUGCUCUCCUGCUCGUCAUCGGCUCAGGGCGAUGUCGGUGAAAGAGGUGUUUGUGCUCAUUUAGUAAUUUGUUACCGGACCUCAGCCUGCCUUUAAUUCUAAGCCAUUUGUACAUUGUGUCCAGUCACACUCUUUGGGGUAAUGGGAAGCCAGUUACCUACCCUCCCUCCUGUCUAAUGCACCAGCACGAGGAGAGUAAUAACAAUAAUGGUAAUAGCGCU
Fukomys damarensis (Damara mole-rat) is the source of this 3523-nucleotide messenger RNA. RefSeq names its product ankyrin repeat domain 60 (gene Ankrd60). Gene Ontology annotation, molecular function: protein binding. The record is from RefSeq and is a predicted model, not a curated record. Bases 2625 to 3224 code for a protein of 199 amino acids. Lineage: Eukaryota; Metazoa; Chordata; Mammalia; Rodentia; Bathyergidae. The transcript has 5 exons.